GCAGUAUUACACAUCCUUGCUUGACUUCUGUGGACGAGAAUAUAAAUAAUCACCACCGGCUUAAAAGAACUAAAGAAAUAUAGUGUUUCAUGUAACGACAUCUUUCAAACAUGUUUCUGCAAAAGUGCCCGAGUGUGCCGGAAUUUGAUAAUCAUCGUUUGAAAAACAAAAUGAAGUAUUAUAUUUGAUGCAUGUGAAAGAAAGUGAUUGAUAUUUCUGCUGCAGAUUAAGAAAUAUUACAGGAUGUCAUAGACAGCGAUGGGUUGCUCAUGUUUUCAAGCUAUCAUUUUGUAUUAGAAGUGACUGAAACGAAGACAACAGGGCUGGAUAUUAGUAUCAUUUUUCCUAAGUGAUAUUAUCAUUCCCCUUUUCAUUAACUGUGGUCUUAAGUAAACACAAGCUAACAAAGAUACAUGAGUAAAAUUGUACAAUAUGGCAAAAAACAAGACAAUUAAUGAACCAAAACAUCCGGCGUCAGAGAAAAGUGAUUUUAUAAGCGUUCGAGGUCAGUCACACUCGGGCAGCGUCUCAAAAGAAUCGGAAGAUUAUCAAUCUGUAUCUUCUAAAGAUGUGUCUUCGGUUAUGAGAAGAUGGGAUAUAGAGAAACCUAUAGACGAUCCCUUGUGUGAAUCAUUUUCAGUAACUGACAUGUGUUCAAUCUGUGCAGCAAAGGAAAUAGGUAAAAUAGCAACACAUAUAUGUCGAGACUGCAGCCGAUAUGGCAGAUACUAUUGUCAAAGUUGCUGGGAUUAUCACAAUAAGUUCUUACCCACUCAUGAUACACUGUCACUUUCCGUUAGCAGCGAUAGUGACGAUGAAAUAAACAUGUGGCUGAAUGAGCUGAAACAGCAAAUUGAGAAAGAUGAAUACAAUGAAAAGACAUUUGAUAAAAAACCUAAUGGAAAUGUAGAGUCAGCAAAAUUGUCUGUCUUUUUAAAGGAAAUUUGCACCAUCAUUCAAAGAAGAAGUAAACGCCAAAG
Ruditapes philippinarum (Manila clam) is the source of this 980-nucleotide messenger RNA. RefSeq lists its product as uncharacterized. The record is from RefSeq and is a predicted model, not a curated record. The transcript is spliced from 2 exons. The annotation marks the transcript as partial. NCBI's taxonomy places the organism in Eukaryota, Metazoa, Mollusca, Bivalvia, Venerida, Veneridae.